CAACACUAGCGAUCGGCUCGCGGUCGGCCCAAUCCAGUUGAGGUUGGCUCGCCUGUACCCUUUCCGACGUCCACUACAUAGGACGUGCGCAUAAAAUUUAUUUGUAAACCUUUAUAAUAUAAUCAUUUAAAAUUGGAGUCAGAUUAUUAUUCAUAUCCACCUCGGAACAUGGUGACCACGACGUGAUUUUCAAGAUAUCAAUUAAUAUAAAGUAACAUUGCUUAAAGCCAGCCGGUCAACAGUAUUAAUAAAACACCGCAGCUAACGCUUAGCAAGAAAAAUAUUUAUCUACCUCCAUUACAUGGGAAUAUAUUGAAGAAAUCUAUAUAUCUGGUAUUAUUUGUUUCUGGAGAAGCUAAUUACAACAAUAAAAAACAUCAACAAUUACGGAAGGCUAUCCACCAAUUGCUUAAAGCCAGCCGGUCCACCAGCAGACUACGAGCAGUGCCGCAGCUACAGCUUAGCAAGGGAAGUGCCUUAUCCUAUCUUUCCUACCUAAUAUUAUUAUAAUCAUUCUGCCUCAAUUUGCUUUUAGUUGCUACUUCUUAAUCAGUGAUUUUUUUCAGUAUAAGUUGAUUACGUAAAUUUAAUUUCUAUUCUUUUUUUUUUUUGAGUCUAUUAAAUUAGGGGUACCUAAUACUAUUUAGUAUACCUGUAGUUAUUAGCGCAUUAUCUACAAGCUUAUCGAUUAAUUGUAAGCUAAAUAAUUCAAUAGUUUAUCGUAUAAACGUUGGUACAUAUCUUUUUAUUAUUUUAUCAUAACUACCCUACGAUCUCAAUUCAGAAAGGUAGAAGUCGAUUAAAAUAGAUAAUUAUAACACUAUUACAGUGAAUAACCAAUAGAAUAGAUACAAUUGUAUACUAAUGUAUAAUAUAACAAUAGUAGGUAUAAUGGUAUAAUAAUUAAGUAAAACAUACGUAAAAGAUAUCUAAAUCCCUAAGUAGAAAAUUAAUUUAGUAGUAGUAAAUUGUUUUAGUAGUUUGUUUUAUUGUAUCUGUCUAUUUGAGUAUUAUUUAGUUAGAAUAUAGUUUGUUGCAUAUUUGAUUAUUAGUGCUACGCAAAUACUUUAGUAAGAUAAUUAUAUCACAUUCAAGUAGUUGGUUAUUUCAUUGUAAUUUUAUUACUAUUCACUAUGAAGUAAUAAUAAAUAUUAUAAAUGCAACAUUAACAUUUUAUGUUUGGUACAUUUUUUAUAACAUUUGCAAUAUUUACACAUUCCAGUGCACCAGCGCAGUUGCAAUAAGUACCUACCGCUUACCUGGCUGCUGCACUCGCAUCGCCUGGCCCUAUUGUUUUCGUGCGUCGAGUGGUCUAUUGCGUCAUCGUCAUAGGCCAGCUUGGUUACAUUUACGUAUCAUUUAUUUUAUUUUUUUCUUUUCGUAUAUUUUUAGUUUAUCAAAGUCAAUCCCUUUUAAGUUUAUUAAGUAAAUUGUUUAAGUGUUAUUUAUAAUGUCACACACCUCAGAUCGAUCUGUGAGAACACCUUUAGAGAACAUUAAAUUAGAUGUUCCAACUAUAAAUCCUAGUAAUAUAAAGGAUCUUAUUACCAAACGAAGUUCAAUUAAAGGUCGCAUAACAAAGUACAGUAAUUUUUUAACUAAAUUUAUUGAUUCAUAUGAUAAACAUGAUAAGACUAGUUUGCUUAUGUUAACACAGAGAUUUGAGAGAUUUAAAGACUUAAUGUCCAUUUUUGAUGAUUGUCAAUCACAAAUUGAAUUUGUGAAUUCAAAUAGUUUGGAGUCGGAACUUGAUACAAGAGAGGAAAUCGAAAUUGAUUUUUCUACUCUUAUUGCUAAGACUCAAGUAAUUUUAGAGAAAAAUCAGAUUGUAGAUGAUUAUAAAUCGAUUCACUCUGGAUCGAGUUCAGAUUGUAAUAAGUCAUGUGGUCAUAAUAAGAGCUUUCACUUUAAACUUCCCACUCUAAAAAUUGGGAGCUUUGAUGGGACUUAUUUUAAAUGGAUUGAGUUCAGAGACACAUAUACUUCGCUUAUACAUAACAAUGAUAAUAUUGACCCUAUCCACAAAUUUCAUUAUCUAAAUUCUUACCUAGAGGGUGAAGCCUCUCGUGUCAUUAGUAAUUUAGAAGUUAGUGCUGUCAAUUAUAAAGAAGCUUGGCAUCUCUUAUGUGAGAGAUACAACAACGAGAAGCAGUUAAUACACAAUCAUUUAAAUUCUUUGUGUAAUAUUCGGCCUAUCACUCGCGACUCUGCCAAGGGGAUAAGGACGAUAAACCGUUUAAACAGUUUUCAACGGUUGGAGCUUUUACGGCAGCAAUUUUGGAAACGCUGGCAGUUGGAAUACGUGUCUGAAUUGCAGCAAAGGCAGAAAUGGCGGAUCCCAGAUAGACAGCUUCAAAUAAAUGAUUUGGUACUGUUAAAGGAAGAUAACUCCCCUCCCAUGUGCUGGAGAAUGGGUCGCAUCUGCUCUCUGUUUCCAGGUCAAGAUGGAGUGGUGCGCGUUGUUGAGAUUAAAACUGCAGCAGGCAAUUUCCGACGUGCUGUAAAGUAUAUCUGUCCAUUGAUGGAGCCAUCAGAGGAGACUUCAUUGGAAGCUGAUGCUUCCAAGGCCCCGGAGGAUGUCGGCGCACAACACUAGCGAUCGGCUCGCGGUCGGCCCAAUCCAGUUGAGGUUGGCUCGC
Messenger RNA from Galleria mellonella (greater wax moth), 2639 nucleotides. RefSeq lists its product as uncharacterized. Bases 1451 to 2596 code for a protein of 381 amino acids. Lineage: Eukaryota; Metazoa; Arthropoda; Insecta; Lepidoptera; Pyralidae. The transcript has 3 exons. The record is from RefSeq and is a predicted model, not a curated record.